Oryza sativa Japonica Group (Japanese rice) is the source of this 2236-nucleotide messenger RNA. RefSeq lists its product as uncharacterized. Lineage: Eukaryota; Viridiplantae; Streptophyta; Magnoliopsida; Poales; Poaceae. The record is from RefSeq and is a predicted model, not a curated record.
UGCCCCCACACCUGUCCCUUCCCCGCCUCCGCGGCUCCGCCCCCCACCUACAAUUCGAGAUUUGUUCUCACUCGCGUAGUUCCCCCUCUCUGUCUCGGUCCCCGUCUACGUCGUCUCUCGCAUUUUUCCUUUGCUCCUCUGGUUGGAAGUUGGAACUAACCUCGCUGUCUUGGCUGAGCUACUCCAUAUCUCCCACGCGAGUCACAAGACAGCAGAACGCGCGCGAAACCAAAGAGAGAGAGCGCUCAGCGUGCAGAGCGAGCAGUUGGUGGUGAGCCUUUACUACCGCCAACCCCAAGAUUUAAUUGCGUCCUCCUCCUGUGCCGCCGCGCUCUCUCUCUCUCUCGCUUCGGAUGCCGCUAUUGCUGCUGCUGCGCCUGUGGCUGCCAUAAGUAUAUCGCACUCCACGGUGACCGACCGACCGACGCAGUCGUCACGGGCGCGGCAGAUAGCUGGCUAGUGGCUAGCACCGCGCGUCGAGACGGGAUGGGCGAGAGGAGGCGCCGUGCCAGCGCUGUCGCCGGCGGCCGGGCUGAGGAUGAGAAGGCUGCUUCGGCGCCUGCGGCCGCGGCCCCGGCACCGACGGUGUGGUUCGCGCUGAAGAGGUCGCUGCACUGCCGGUCCGAGCCGUCGGAGGUGCACGUGCCGAGGCCCAAGGCCGUCGCCGCCGCCGCUGCGGGCGGUGGCGGGCACCUCUCGGCGAUUGUGACCAAGCGCGCGGCGCCGCGGUCGGGUUGCUCCCGGUCGAUAGCCAACCUGCGGGACGUCAUCCACGGGAGCAAGCGCCACCCGGAGCGGCCGCCGAGCUGCAGCCCGAGGUCCAUCGGCAGCAGCGAGUUCUUGAACCCCAUCGCCCACGAGGUGGUGCUCAGCACCAACUCCCGCUGCGAGCUCAAGAUCACCGGCUUCGGUGGCUGCGGCGGCCUCGCGGCGGCGGCGGCGGCGGGGGGCGGCGUACUCGCGUCGCCGCACGAGGCGGACGGCGACGGCGCCGUGGUGUCGUCGUUCGUUGGCACGCUCCGGCCGGGCACCCCGGGGCCCGGCUGGAGCCACGGCCUGCAGUACAGCGGCUCGUGCCGGGGCAGCAUGCGGUGCACGCCUCCGAGGUCGCCGAAUGUGCUGCUGGACAGCAGGGACGCCGCCGCGGCCGGGGUGACCGCUCACCGCGCGUCCUGCGAGGACGCCGUCAAGAGCUUUGGCAAGGGCGGCGGCCUAAGCUGCCACCGUUGCGGUGAGCAGUUCAGCAAGUGGGAGGCACUGGAGGCGCACCACCUUUCCAAGCAUGCAGUGACGGAGCUGGUGGAAGGGGACUCGUCGAGGAAGAUCGUGGAGAUCAUCUGCCGGACGAGCCUGCUCAAGUCGGAGAGCAGCUGCGUGCGGAUCGAGCGUGUGUUCAAGGUGCACAACACGCAGCGGACGCUGGCGCGCUUCGAGGAGUACCGUGAGGCGGUGAAGCUGAAGGCGAGCAAGCUGCCCAAGAAGCACCCGCGCUGCCUCGCCGACGGCAACGAGCUGCUCCGAUUCCACGGCGCCACGCUCUCCUGCGCGCUCGGCGGCGCGGCGGGCUCCUCCAGCCUCUGCGCCUCCGACAAGUGCGCCGUCUGCCGCAUCAUCCGCCACGGAUUCUCCGCCAAGAAGGAAGGCAAGGCCGGCGUCGGCGUCUUCACCACGUCCACCAGCGGCCGCGCCUACGAGUCCAUCGAGGCCUCCGCCGGCGCCGUCGUCGGUGGCGACGACCCGGCGGCGACGCGCAAGGCGCUGCUGGUGUGCAGGGUCAUCGCCGGCAGGGUGCACAAGCCGCUCGAGAACCUCAAGGAGUUCGCCGGACAGACCGGCUUCGACUCGCUCGCCGGCAAGGUCGGGCCCUACUCCAACAUCGAGGAGCUCUACCUGCUGAACCCGAGGGCGCUGCUCCCGUGCUUCGUGGUCAUCUGCAAGGCUUAACUCCAGAGUCAUGCAUUGCAAACGACUAAUUAAUCAAGUAAUUAACCAUUCUUUCCUUCGUGUACUAGCUACCGAUCGGUUGCCAGCUUGUUGCCGUCUCUUCUGUAUGAGCUAGUAUCCAUCAGAUGCAUUUGUCCAUACUUGUGUGAGCGUACGUGGGGGGUCACGUGUAAGAGUGGAUCGAUUCGCCAUCUACUUGCAUGCUUACCAGACGACAGCGAAUCAACCAUGCACCGUGAAGCGAAACUAACCAUUAGUUUUGUUACUUACUCAUUUUCGGUUACUUGGAAUA